Molecule: messenger RNA, 1799 nt
Organism: Aureobasidium pullulans EXF-150
Lineage: Eukaryota; Fungi; Ascomycota; Dothideomycetes; Dothideales; Saccotheciaceae
Exons: 1
Coding region: 31-1761 (576 amino acids)
Source: RefSeq, a predicted model, not a curated record
GCUGUUCUGGCUCUGUUCUUUGCCAUUGCGAUGUUGUGUUGUCGCCGUAGGAGAAAGCAAAAAGAACCUCGUAAAAAGAUAGAAAAGGGCGACAUUAGACCGAUCGUGCCAUAUGGCGACCAGGAGCCGAUGAUGGUAGAUCACAACCACGAUGAGGAGAAGUUCAUCGGGUCACCCGUCAAGCACUCUCCGGAUGAGCCACCACAACUUGAGGUCGACCUACCUAUGCCGAUGCAACCACCGGUGAAGCCGAGACAUUUCCUUGGAGGCAGAGAUGCACGCCAGAGUAAAUUGUCUGUCGUUAGCUCUCUUGGUGAUGGAGAAGCAGCCAUACAAGCAGACUCCAAUAUUCCUGUCUGGGGCAGAGACUCGGGGACUACACACACGCCACAUCACAGCUAUUCAGCAGCAACAGAAUUGGCAAGACAAAACAUCCGAGCUUCACGCCAACGAUUGUCCGAGUUUGGAAGACUAUCUCCUAGCAAACGUGCAUCCAGAUUGAUCAAGAGCUGGCAUCCAGGUUUGGGCAUCACAACGCGGGGCACAGUGAUACGUCGUCCAAACAGAAAGAGCCGGUUGAGUAGCACCUUCUCCAUCACAAGAGACCGAAGCAGCCGAGGAUCUUUCAACACGCAUGGCACCAGCAUACUUUCGACCAAGCCAUCGGACUAUCUAGAUUCCAAUUCGAACAGGAAUUCGAGCAUAAUGCCUGCGGUACUUCUUACAGAAACAGAAAAUCGGCGUGCUCUGACAGAAGCAGAGAAACGUCGGAGUAUUCGUCUAGUCAGUCGGUCUGAAAGUGUCGUCGAUCGCAGACCUCUUGCUGAGAAACGGCAAUCUUUCAUCCGUAAUAGAGCGAGCAGUGGCGUGAUGAGUCCAGUGCUGUUCGCCUCAUCACGACGAUCCUCAAAUAUGGGCCUAUACAGCAAUCUCGGCUCGAUUAAAGGUAGUCCCAGUGUACGUCGACAAACUACCUCCUCAUCACUCCUCGAACCACCGGCUCGUAAUCCACGCCGCUUAGUCUCUGGUCCACACAUCUUCCCUCCUGGUCUCCCUCGAGCCAUCACUCCGUCCCCAGUCCGCGCUACCAACAACAACAGCCCUACCUUACCUCCAGCGAACACAGCAGAUAACUGGACAACAACAGACACCAGCAGUUCACUCUCCCGCGACAACUCAGACGCCCGAGCAGCAGCCCAAUACGCCGAAUACGCGGUAGAAAUGGAACUACCACGCCAUCAACGCACAUGGGUACGGCCAGGAGAAGCCUCACCAACGCCACCUCCAAGCAGUAUCCUCCGCACCGCCAGCGACAGCCGCGAAGCCGCACGUCGCAAAUGGGCAGACCGACUCAAUCGCAACAGCUCUGGAAAUCUUGCCUCUCGCUCGCCAUCGCCAUUGCGAGUCACGCUUAGCGGUGUCAGUGCUUCUGGUAUCAAGGGCCGCAAGCAAAGACUCAAGAGUAAAUUCGACGAGGACAAGGAGAAUAGAGAUGAAGAUCAAUUGAGCAAGUUGGUCAGUAACGAUAGCUUCAGCGGCGCGAGGCAAAUGCGUGGACGCAAGAGUCUUGUGCAAGUAGAGGCAGGGAAUAGAAUCAGCAGCUCGAUGGCUAAAGUCGAGGAAACCGGAGACAAGAACAAGGCAAACACCGAUGAUACUGAAUGGGAGGAUGCAGUCGAAAAUGUUCCUCAGGGACAUGGUAUUUCUGCUGGUGUGUUGGCGACUUCGACGUCUCAUGCGGGUAGUAUGAGGUUUUUGUAGUUGAGUUGGAGGUAAUAGAUAAUAAGCAAUAAUGAUAG